GUGGGGAGGAUCAAUCCUAAAAUAGCAGCUCUUUCCUGUAUAAAUCCACAUUUCUUACACCCUUAGGACCAUAAUACAGACCAUAUGGAUGGGACUGUCUGCGUGAAUGUGUGUGUGCUUGUGUGUUUGAGCAAAAGAACAUUUCCAUUAUCCAGCCUUCUUACGGUCAUCAGGAAGAUGUGUUUAACAGAGUGAAAGAUAACAGCACGUCUGUCAAUUGUCAGCCUGGCAGAUGGGUGGCAGCGGCAGGAAAAGCUCAUUCCUUCCCAUCUCUGUGACGCACCACAAUCAGGAGUGUAUCUGCAGGUCACGCAAAGAAGCUCAGGAAUGAAGGACAGUUGUGUAGUGGGAUGAGGGUUCAGGUGACGAUGAGUAGAGUUAUUUGAAGAGUUGUUAUUAAUCUGAUCAGAAAACAUCUACCAGCCCCUUGACUCCAUGUUGGUAGCAGUGAAAGUGAGUACCGUGUAUUUACAAAGUGGCUUUGGGAACCAUUGUCACUAGGUGGUGAACAAUGCAAACGUUAACAAAAAAAGAGAAAGUAAAACAGGAAAUAGCAAUAAAAAAACCUGUUAAAUCUUCACUGAAUGCAACAUUAUAGGACAAAGUGCAUAGGAAACAGGUGGGUUUGCUUCUUAAAACUACUGACUGACAGUGUUUUUUACAACUAGGAAAAGAUGGAUUUAAGGGUGAAAGCCACAGCUGCAACAGUCACAUUUACUUCCAGAUUUAAAGGCUUUAUUGUCGUAAAUCUCAGGCACCUCCAACAAUGCUAGACACAGUAUACCCAAUACAUAAAAAUAAAUAAAAAAGGGCGAGAUUGAUUUACUGCAGGAACAUAAUAUUGCAAUAAUAAAUGCAGGAAUAAUUACAAUAUAUAACAAAUGUCAUAAGAUAAAACAGAGUGUUAAAUGACAUAUACCUUACAGUAGUGUUUUUUAAGUUUUAAGCCAACAUUUUGGUCUAUAGGUCAAUAAACUUAAAUGAUCUCAGCGAGGGAACAUAACAAUUCAGAAAUGUAAAGUGGGGCCAGCCCUUGUUGUGCCUUAUAGGUACAUUAAAACAACUAUGAUUAUGCAUUUCUGUGGGUAACCGAUUGCAUUGUACGUUCUAGCUUCUGCAUUUUUUAAGUAGAACUUCUUGUGCCCAGACACAGUCAAUUUACCAAAUUAGGAAGUAAACACAAAACAUUUCAGCAAGCAUUAGGGAACAAGAAUGCUUUUUUUGUACUACUGUGUUGUGACACAGUCAGUUCUGUAUCAUUCCUCCUUUAUCAUUAAGGCCUCACACCUCAUUGCAUUUCCAUUUCAAUGUGGACGAAUAUCGUUUAAUAGAUACAUCCUGUUACAUUCAACGAUAUCAACAGAGCCUAGAUGUAUUUUGUCAUAAAGAAAUGGUCAAGCUUGCAGAACUCCACCAUUUACAAAGCAAAUAAACAAAUGAGGAAUAUCAACCCUGGAGCACCCACCCAAACAAAAUAGCGCUUCCACAAGGAAGAGGCUACAGGACAGUGUUUACAAAAUCCUCAUUAAGGAAGUUGUGAGAUAACACACGCUCAUGUGCCUCACACAAAGUUAAAGGCACGCACAUGCACGCACACACACACACACACACACCAGCAAAAGAGACCAUAAGCACUGAGCAAUGCAGAGCCCACCAUAUCAUAGAUAAGGGACAAAAAGAAAGAGCUGGGAAGAACAGAGCAGAGCACAGAGAGACCGAGACAGGAGAAGACACAACAGAGAUGACUCGGACGGACAAAGCCAAGCCCUGGCCACCCUGUCACCGGAACUGCAACCCUUUUGCAAAGGACAUCAAAAGGUGUGCAUGAAAUAAAUGCUGUGAGAUCUGGAAGAGAGCAGUCAGUGCGAGGGUCAACACCACUAACGUCUACUGACAGGGAUCUAGACCUUUCUUUGCCUAUAGAUGAACUGACCACAAUUUCGAUUAACAUUUGGAUUAAGGCGUUCAGAAAACACAAUUAUUUUUGUUUUACUGGUGCCUCAGUUUAUCUAACCCCAAAGGGCAUAAAAUAGAAACUUGCAGAUUUUCCCAUGGCGAGCAUUUGGGUCUCUCAACUGGGAACGAUCUGCAGCUCCAAGACUUUGCUGGUGCUGUUUUCCAUCCUGCUGCUCCAGGGGCUCUGUGGACUGAGCAGCCCUAUCUCCAACACCAAUCAGAGGCAUCGGGCAGACGGGCAUGGAGGGGUGGUGGAUACAUCACUGAUGGAGCAGGACAACAACAUAAGCAUGCAGAGCCUGUUGCAGAGCCUGAAGGAACAGUUUCUGCGGACUUUUAAUCUGUCUGGCUUGGAUCCUCAGCCCCUGCCUCCUGGAAGCACAAGGGAAGAGCCACCUGAGUACAUGAUGGAACUCUACAACCGUUUCGCUAAUGACCGCACUGCCAUGCCCACUGCCAACAUUAUCCGCAGCUUCAAAAAUGAAGAUUCAUCUCCUAGUGGUGUGGGUGUUGGAGGAGUGAGGCGUCACCCACUACUCUUUAAUGUGUCAGUUCCCCAUCAUGAACGCAUCACAGCGGCAGAGCUUCGCCUCUACACACUUGUCCAGACUGACCGCCACCUCUAUGCUGGUGUCGACCGAAAGGUGACGAUAUAUGAGCUGGAUUCGCAUAUCGUGGAUGACAACAUGACUGAUAACAAUACUUUGAGAGGAGAUGUAUUGAAAGAGGACGAAGAACGGAUAGAGCUGGUGGAGUUGGCUUCACGGCAGGUCUACGGCACCGAUAACGGCUGGGAGGCCUUUGACCUCACUGCUGCUGUUCAACGUUGGCGUAAUUUGGACUAUGGCACCACGCAUCGGUUGGAGGUGCACAUUGUAAGCAUGGCUAAUGAGGAAAAUGUUCAAAGCAUGACAGAGGACAACAAAGACGGAUUUGAAGGGGAUAUGAAGAUCGACACCAGCCCUGAGGAGAAACACAAACCUUUGCUGAUUGUUUUCUCUGAUGACCAAAGUACCGAUCACCGGGAUGACAAACGCGAGCUGAACGAGAUGAUCGACCACGAAACCUCAAACAUGGUUCUUCAAAAUGACUUGGGCCUGAACGAUCUGUGGGGGGAGCUGGGGAAGGAUGAGGGGGAUGAAGAAUCAGAGCCAGAUGAAGAGGACCUAAUCCAAAUGCGCUCCAAUCUGAUCUACGACACGGCAUCUCGCAUUCGUCGCAAUGCCAAGGGAAACCACUGCAAGAAACAAUCUCUGUACGUAGAGUUCAAGGACAUUGGAUGGGACAGUUGGAUCCUCGCCCCGACUGGUUACGAUGCCUUUGAGUGCACUGGCGUUUGUUCAUUCCCACUGACAAAGCAUGUCACGCCCACAAAGCAUGCCAUAGUCCAGACUCUGAUCAACAUCAACAGCCCUCAGAAGGCUGCAAGGGCUUGUUGUGUGCCCACCAAGCUGGACCCCAUCUCCCUGUUGUACUUGGACGACACAGGCAUAGUCACCUACAAGUACAAGUUUGAGGGCAUGGCGGUGGCUGAGUGUGGCUGCAGAUAGUCCAUGGUUUGAGGGAGUUUUACUCAUCGUAAAGUCUUACAAUAAGAGGAAAGACACAACAAUAAACUGAAAAGAGAGGUUAGCCAAAAAUGUCUGGCAAGAAUCUCUGCACGAGUUACUUAAUGAGACUGGAAUCGUUCAUUCACUAUUUAUGAAACUAUGUGCGCUCUUAAAUUAAUGAUUGUGGAAAAUGUUUGUUUUAAACAGCUUAACAGAAACAGACAGAAUGAAGACAGUCUGCUGCGGAUCAACAGUCAACAUGUUGCCGGUAGGGAUGCCAAGGUGCGUCGUCAUAGAAAGGAAAUGCACAAGAUUUCACAGCCUACAGUCAGGCGGCCUGGUGGGAACCAGCGGGCCAUUCAUCCCCCUCCCUCUCUUUUCCACUGACAUCUGUCUUCCUCUCCACUUAUCUCUGGCCUCCCCACUCGAUGCAAACACUAAUCAGCACUUCAUGUGUCCUGGCGCAGUGGAAUGACCCCCCCUGAGGCAACCUGACAAGACAUGAACUCUGCGGUCCGACCUCCUGCCUCCUGCAGCCUCCUGAUACGUAGGCGCUGUGCAAGGGCUCCUAGUGGCAGGGUUAUCUACCCCAAUGCUGUUUCCCACUUCACAUGCCUCUUUUCCACUCCCCCGAGCUACAGCGAUAGCAAGGUGUGGGGGGUUGAGAAACAACACUCAAUUUGGAGAACUGAACGGCAUUCUGGGCAACUUUUAAGAUGGUGGGAUGGGGGAGUCGGACAGGACAUAGGGGCAGGGGUUGUUCACAUUCCUGGGCAACAAACAAUCUGAACUGCAACUCUGUAAUAUAGCAAUGUGCCGCCAACAUAUCUCCAACUCAUCAUUUGACCCUUCCAUCACUUUUAUGGUAAAUUGCCUUAUUUGGACAGUUAUUAUCUGCCGGCGAAACUCAAGAGUGGACUUGGGGGCACCUAAUUAUGUGACCGUAAUGGAUACAACCCGAAGGAAAUGCAGUCACAGAAAUACUUUGUUUAAAAGACUUUCGAUACCUCUGCUGCUUGUGUCAAAUAACACUAUUUAUUGUUCUAAUUUAUUAUUAUUUUUACAACAGAGUAGAUAACUUUGUAUGUACAUUUGUAAGUUACUUAAUGUUAAGAGGUUAUUUUAUCCGUGUCAAUGCCUUUGCAGAAAAAGGUUGAAUUCUGUUGGGAAGAGAAAUGGUAACAGUUUCUUAAAACAAUAAAUAUUUAACAUAUCCAACAUGAACAGUCUCCUUAACUGUGAACUAAACCCUGAUCCCUACUGUUUCUUUAAAGGAAAUCACCCUAGAAAUGUCAUUAUCUAACAUCAAGGUAAAUGUUAAUAUUGUGGGUCAAAUGCCACGCUAAUGUUGUUUUUCAGUUAUUUUUUCCACAUUAUCAAUCAUAGCAUCUUGUCCUGUCAACUUUCCUUUCUAUUAUUUGAAAAAGAAGCUGAUACAAUGCAUUGCUGACAUUCAGAUCAUUUAGUCCGACAGUAUCAGCUCACAGGUCAUAGUUCAUACAUGACACACAAACAAAGAACCAUGGGAAACUGAGUGGAGUGGCUCGCUAAUGAACAACAUGGAUGGCUGACAGCUAGCAGAUGCAGACAGCUUUGAUGGAAAACCUGUUCGCAAAAGGGAAAAUGUGAACGAAAAACCAAAAAAAUAUCCAGUAUCUGCUUCAGUUUCCCCAGUUUUUUCUAUGAAAGUGAACUAGCUUGUAAGGGCAUAGUGUUUUUCCUUUUGUGUACCAACAUACAUUGAAGAUAAAUAAAGAUUCAGAUCAGA
Trematomus bernacchii (emerald rockcod) is the source of this 5274-nucleotide messenger RNA. It is a transcript of the gene bmp10, whose product is annotated as bone morphogenetic protein 10. The transcript is spliced from 2 exons. Gene Ontology annotation, molecular function: growth factor activity; cytokine activity. Gene Ontology annotation, biological process: BMP signaling pathway; SMAD protein signal transduction. NCBI's taxonomy places the organism in Eukaryota, Metazoa, Chordata, Actinopteri, Perciformes, Nototheniidae. Gene Ontology annotation, cellular component: extracellular region. The record is from RefSeq and is a predicted model, not a curated record. The coding region runs from base 2052 to 3506 and encodes 484 amino acids.